AUGUCAACCUCCUUCCUCCGAGCCGUCCUGAUGGCAAUCUCCCUCACGGCAGUCGUGAACGCAGCCAUCCCCAAAGCGAACGAAUACACCAGCGGCGACUGUUCCGGCGACCUCAACUUCGGCCAUCGCUCCCCAUUCCUUGAAACCGUCACCAUGGACGAUACUACCCACUCGGUAUAUCUCGCUGGUGCGGCCGCUGAUCUUGAAUGGCAAGCUUUCAGUGGCAAGAGUAAAAACGAUGGGGUCUGUAUUGGAAAACACCUCGGGCCGUUGGGCGGGGAAUGCCAGAAUCUUGAUACGGUGUAUGGGGAGCGGACGAAUUGUCUCAGGCUUUGUCAGAUGAAAUAUAGUGGGGGCCCGGUUCUCUCUACUUGCUUUGAGCCUGCUUAA
Messenger RNA from Ramularia collo-cygni, 390 nucleotides. RefSeq lists its product as uncharacterized. The record is from RefSeq and is a predicted model, not a curated record. The transcript is spliced from 2 exons. The coding region runs from base 1 to 390 and encodes 129 amino acids. Lineage: Eukaryota; Fungi; Ascomycota; Dothideomycetes; Mycosphaerellales; Mycosphaerellaceae.